AUGGCUUCCCGCGAUUCACCUGGUUCCCCCCUCUCCUCUGUGGGCACAGCAGACGAGUCCGAUCACGAGUCCGUCAAGCAAGAAAGCCGCGCUCAAUCACCAUCAGCAUCAAAUAUGCCCCCUUCAAAGCGACGUCGAACAGGGGUAGCUUCUUGGGAUCGACACACUCCUCUUUCAUCUGUUCAAGAUGAUGCGCCCCCUCCAGCCUCACCUACAGCCUCCAUCUCCUCCGACAGCUCCGGCGAUGUCCCGAACUCCCCUAGCCUCAUGGGCCUCCUGGGCCACCAGGACGACGAUUAUAGCGGAAAAACCUGCGACCAGGUCACUGUAUGCAUGUGGGAAGGGUGCACUGUUGGUGACCUCGGCAACAUGGAUGGCUUGGUGCAGCACCUCCACCAUGAGCACAUCGGGAGCCGACAGAAGCGCUACUCGUGCGAGUGGAUCGACUGCACUCGCAAAGGACAAACGCACGCCAGUGCAUAUGCACUCCGUGCUCAUAUGAGGAGCCACACUCGAGAGAAGCCAUUCUACUGCACUCUACCUGAAUGUGACCGCAACUUCACCCGCUCCGACGCCCUUACAAAGCACAUGCGCUCUGUCCACGAAAUCGACUCCCUCCGCCAAGCAGACGCGAAAUCAAAUGCCGGCGGUGCGCCCAGUACACCAGCCUCGAAAUUGCAGCGCAUCCGACUCAAGCUAUCCCACCCAUCAAAGGAUCCCGGCGCCGAAGGCGAUCAGCCUCACGACCAUAUCAUUUCCAUGAACGCCGCGCCUCCAACAGAUCCCGACGCAGAAGAUAUGAUGAUGCCCGAAUAUGGACCUGAACUCGGCUUCGAUGAUGCGGAGCUAGAUAUGCCUCCUCAUGACCUAUAUAGAUUGCUACGCCGACAGAUCUUCUGGGCAGAGAAUGAGGGUGCUCAGUUGCGCACGCAGUGGGAUGAGAUCCGACCGUUGCGUGAGAGCGCUUGGCUCCAGAAAGAAGCUAUUCUUGAUGACCUCAUUGAUGGAGAAUUGAGACUCUUCAGUGCCAUUGUUGGUGCCGCGGAAAGUACGGUUCCGCUUCCAGGGUCUAACUCGUCAACUAGCCUCGAGAAGCUCCAGCAGCAACAGCGACAGUUUGCGCGGCAGCAGGAGCAGAUGAGGGCUAAGUCGGUUGAGAUGGAAGAGGUUGAAAUGGAAGGAGAGGCGGAGACAGAGGCAGCGGAGGCUAGCGCUGCUGCUUAA
Molecule: messenger RNA, 1224 nt
Organism: Penicillium longicatenatum
Lineage: Eukaryota; Fungi; Ascomycota; Eurotiomycetes; Eurotiales; Aspergillaceae
Product: C2H2-type zinc finger protein
Exons: 2
Coding region: 1-1224 (407 amino acids)
Biological process (GO): regulation of transcription by RNA polymerase II
Cellular component (GO): nucleus
Molecular function (GO): DNA-binding transcription factor activity, RNA polymerase II-specific; RNA polymerase II cis-regulatory region sequence-specific DNA binding
Source: RefSeq, a predicted model, not a curated record